Ectocarpus sp. CCAP 1310/34 is the source of this 1107-nucleotide messenger RNA. NCBI's taxonomy places the organism in Eukaryota, Phaeophyceae, Ectocarpales, Ectocarpaceae. The record is from the annotation of a GenBank genome assembly.
AUGGAACAGGCCAUCGGUGGCGGCGGCGAUAAUAGCCCUAGCGUCACCGACGCUGCUGCCGCUGCCGUGGCCACCGACGGUGCUGCGGACGAGCCUGAGACUACAGCUCAGACCGAGCGACAUUACUUGCCGACCGUAGCGGUCAGCGAAAGCGAAUAUCCUACCGCCGCCUCCCCAGAUCUGGGAACUGGGGCUGGGGACCCGACACCGGCAGCGGUAGCAGCAGCUGAGGGGGAGGCGGCAGCAGCGGCGGGCGAGGCGGAUGCAAAGACCCCGGCCGGAGAUGGCGGCGGUAGCGGCGAAAGAGAGGCGGUCGGGGGUGCCGUGCUCUCUUGUUCUGAUUGUGGUCGUGAUGGAGUUAGUGGCAGCGAUUGUGGUGGUGACAGUGGUGGUUGUGAUGGUGGUGGUGGUGGUGGUGGCGGCGGCUCUGGAGAGAGUGCUGGCUGUGGAGAUGGUGCUGGCUGUGGAGAUGGUGCUGGCUCUAAAGAUGGUGCUGGCGCUGGCUCUGAUGAAACUGACGAUGACGGCGGAAAUAGUGGGGACAAUGCCGUUGCUGCCGGGGACGAGGAGAAGGCCACGGACGGCGAGGCGGUCGACCCCGACCCUAGCUCGAAGGACCAGCCCGAGGAGCACCUGUCGACCAAAUACACGAAGGAAGAACUGAUGGCGAGACACUGGGGCAUGAACUUGAUGCAGAUGAAGCGAGUCAAGGCGCUCCUGAGGAUGGGAGUCUGCGAGGAGGACCUCGAAAUUGCGGACAGACUGCUAAAGAUGGGCCUGAACUGGUCGAACGACACCCCGCCCACGAAGGAGGAGCAGCUCCUGGGCUACACCUCACAGCAGAGGCAGCGGGUGAAGGCUCUGCACAUCUUGGGUCUUACGGAGGAGUCCUUCGACCGCUGCCGGGCGGUCAUGCUGAGCUCCCUCGGGCCCUCGGCGUUCGGGUACUCCGCGGACGAGACGGCGGCGUCAGCAGUGAGCGCGGAGGCGGAGGAGGGCUGGACGCCCGGGGACAAGUUCCGGAGAAGAGCGGCCCCGAGCGGCGGCGGUGGCGGCCACCACCACACCGGGAUACUAAGGAUGCCGACGUUUAGCCACAGCAGGUAA